CCGUGUGUGGUUCGUCAGUUCCUCAGGUACGAAGCCGAAGCCGAGUUAUUCGCUUCUUAUUUUUCUUCUCUUUUUUUCUUUUCGUUUCUCUUCUUUCCUUUCCUUUUUUCCCUUUUCUUUUUCCGCCAGACUUCCAGCUGUGUGGAGUAGGUAAGGUGGGCAGGGCAAUCGCCGGGGGAAACACAACCGCCCCGUCCCCUCGACAUGGCAAUCGCCGGGGAAACACAACCGCCCCGUCCCCUCGACAUGGCAGUUUUCUCCAGCUGACUCGUCUAGCUUCUAGGAACACACACGAACGCAUUUGGUCGGCACAUCCGUCACGUUGGAAAUUUGAGCAUCCGACCAUGGUAUGAAAGUCGGUCCUUACUUGGGUAUUGUCGACAAUCUAGUACAAGGAUGGAACUCAAAGGUUUUAUCCGACGUCCUCCCCACGAAUUCUGUCAUCGUUCAGACAACUGCUGCUGCUUCUUAUUGUUCCUCUUCCUCUUUUUAUUCUUCUUCUGGUCCUUCCUUCAAAUUCCUCACACGCCGUUCGUUCGCUCAUUCGUUCUCCCGUUCACCUUCCAGUCAAUAUACCUGGUAUCGCCAGCCAUCGACGCAGCAUCCGUCAACACACUCCCUUCGUUACGUGCCUUAUACCGCCCACUCUCCUCCCGUCCACGGAAUCUACAGCUAUUUGUCCCACUUCCCCGAGUUCGAACCAUGCAGCGAAACCGAGAAGACGAAGACGCUAUGCGCUGGGGCCGGCAGCAGCAGCAGCAGCAACAACACCAGCAACACCAGCAACACCAGCACUUGGGAUCCGGCGGUCAUCACCGCUACUACGGCGACGAAGACUACUUCAAACGGUUUGGAGGCUACCUAACGGGCGGCGACCACGGUCACCACGCCAUGGCGAUGGCAACUCAACAAUAUGAAUAUCAGCUCAUACCGUAUGCGCUCCAGGUUCCCAUGGAGCGCUUCCUCAACUCAAACACCUCUGCCGACGACAUCUCGGGAAGCUACCAGCAACUGCAACUAGAAAUUCAGCCGCACACACUACCACAACCUCAACUUCCCUUCCGGGCGCAACCGCCGAUGCCGCUGCCGACGCCGACGUGGGACGUUGACCAUAGCGUCUUGCCUAACCGAUCGCCAGUCCAACCGACCCCUUCCUUCCCGCCAUACCGCUUGACACGGCCGACCUCGCAGCCAAGCGAAGCCGACUCCGAGAGCCAAUUCACCCGGUCCGAUCGUGAUUCGUUGCCGCACACGCCGAUCGACUGCGACAGCGGUCAAUACCGUGACGGAUGGAGAAACAGGCCGAGCGCUAUGCCCGCGUGCGACCCAUCGCUCCUCGACGCUUACAACUCGACGCCGAGCACUUCGCCGUCCAUCGCGAACCAUCCCUAUGCUUCUUCUCAGGCUCACGGGAAGAAACAAAACUCUUCGCAGUCGCUCCGAAGCUCCGAAACCAAAAACUUCGCCUGCCCCGAGUGUUCCAAAACCUUUACGCAUUCCAAUCAUUUCAAGAAACACCAAGACUCACACAAGGGUAAAUCGAAGCCCUGCUUCCUGUGUUCGGGGGUUUACACACGGCGCGACACACUGCUCCGACACCUCAAGGACCAGCACCACCUCGAUAAAUGCACCGCCAACGAACAGAUCGAUCUGAUGGAGCGGAGGGCGUAACUGCUACCUAUGUGCCUAGUAACCAGUGAGGAACGAGGCCUUUCGCAGCCAACGACAGCGCUUCGACGGGACACGACGGGACACGCGACGAUCAGACGAUGA
This is a messenger RNA of Tricharina praecox, 1773 nucleotides long. RefSeq lists its product as uncharacterized. Bases 397 to 1671 code for a protein of 424 amino acids. The record is from RefSeq and is a predicted model, not a curated record. The transcript is spliced from 3 exons. NCBI's taxonomy places the organism in Eukaryota, Fungi, Ascomycota, Pezizomycetes, Pezizales, Pyronemataceae.